AUGGGGCUCGGCGAGGGACAAGGUGUCCGUGCCAGCGUGCUUUCGCCGCUAACGGCCUCGUCGCGUCCGGCGGCUUCUCCAUGUAAGCUUGGCGGCGACGGCGUCGCCAGAUCAACUGCGGCGACGCCGGCGGCCGUGGCUAGGGCGAGACGCCCUUCACCGACCGGAGCACACCGUAACGUGAGCUUCACGUCCAUCAACGCCGAGACCAAGUCGGUGGCUGCGGAGUUCGCCGCCGUCAUAGACUCCGGCACGUCCUACACGUACCUCAGCGACCCGGAGUACACGGAGCUCGCCACCAACUUCAACUCGCUGGUCGCGAGAGGAGAGCCAAUUUCAGCAGGCGGCUCUAUGACCUUUUCCCUUUGA
Molecule: messenger RNA, 369 nt
Organism: Miscanthus lutarioriparius
Lineage: Eukaryota; Viridiplantae; Streptophyta; Magnoliopsida; Poales; Poaceae
Source: the annotation of a GenBank genome assembly